This is a messenger RNA of Linum tenue, 219 nucleotides long. The record is from the annotation of a GenBank genome assembly. NCBI's taxonomy places the organism in Eukaryota, Viridiplantae, Streptophyta, Magnoliopsida, Malpighiales, Linaceae.
ACUGUCCCGAUUAAGAGCAUAUUUACUUGGCAAGAACUCAGCCAUAUUUGUGCGGAACGAUGUUGCAUAGGAGGGAGAAGAGUAUGCAAGAUGACUUACCAGAACAGAUUUCCAACUGCUGAGGUGUAUGUCGAGACAGAAGUUGUUGGCCAAUAUGGUGGGGGCGGUUAUACCGAACAAGGUGAAGGAUCGGGAGGUUUUUCCGGUUCAGGAGAUUUC